AUGCAUCGUGGAAAGUUUUCACUUACACCCAAGAAUCAAGUCAAUGACCUAGCAGGUUCAGGUUUUCCUGAUAAUCAACAUAGAAGUCUCCCUGAACCCAUAUAUGUUUCUUCUUCGUCUUCAGAUGAUGAAAGUAACAUGUCUAAUGACGACGCAUCUAAACAAUUAGUACUUUAUGACCCUGUGAUAAACGGAGACAAUGCUAUUCAAUCCCCGGAUCCUUUUCAGUUUAAGCCUCCACCGCGUCCACGAAGUAAACCAUCAAGUUCAACUCCUAGAGUGUUGCCAGCAGUUGGUGCUUUCACUGUUCAAUGUGCUUCCUGUUUUAAAUGGAGAUUGAUUCCAACAAAGGAAAAAUACGAAGAAAUACGCGAGUAUAUCCUUCAACAUCCUUUUGUUUGUGAAAAAGCUCGUGAGUGGCGACCCGACAUAACUUGUGAUGAUCCCGAGGAUAUUUCCCAGGAUGGCAGUAGAAUUUGGGCUAUUGACAAGCCUAGCAUUGCACAACCUCCAGAUGGAUGGCAGCGACUUCUACGAAUUAGAGGUGAAGGAAGCAGCAAAUUUGCAGAUAUAUACUAUGUAGCACCAUCAGGCAAGAGAUUGCGCUCAAUGGUCGAGGUCCAGAAGUUCUUGGCGGAACAUCCAGAGUACAUGAUAGAUGGCGUAACUCUUUCACGGUUCUCAUUUCAAAUACCUAAGCCAUUGCAAGAAAACUAUGUGAGGAAACGCUCUCAUGCUAAAUCAGUUGAGCCUGAGCAAGUGAGGCCUCUAGCUUGGGUAGGUCCAGAAGACGGCACUAAUUCAAACGAGGAAAGACUUGGGCUUCCUGCUCCCUUCAUGGAAGCAUAUGACCCUGACAGCCAUCCUGCAAAGAAGCAAGCCACUCGGAGUUUUUUCCCAUAA
Lathyrus sativus (Indian pea) is the source of this 903-nucleotide messenger RNA. Lineage: Eukaryota; Viridiplantae; Streptophyta; Magnoliopsida; Fabales; Fabaceae. The record is from the annotation of a GenBank genome assembly.